AUGGUGAUGUUUAUGGUGGUGAUGAGUAUGAUGCUGUUUAUGGUGGUGAUGAGUAUGAUGAUGUUUAUGGUGGUGAUGAAUGUGAUGAUGGUGAUGUUUAAGGUGGUGAUGAAUGGUGGUGAUGAUGAUGAUGAUGUUUAUGGUGGUGAUGAGUAUGAUGACGAAGUUUAUGGUGGUGAUGAGUAUGAUGCUGCUGCUGCUGCUGCUGAUGUUUAUGGUGGUGAUGAAUGUGAUGAUGAUGUUUAUGGUGGUGAUGAAUGUGAUGUUUAUGGUGGUGAUGAUGAAGUUGGUCGUGGUGAUGUUUAUGGUGGUGAUGAAUGUGAUGAUGUUUAUGGUGGUGGUGAUGAUGUUUAUGGUGGUGAUGAAUGUGAUGAUGUUUAUGGUGGUGAUGAAGAUGAUGAUAGUGAUGUUUAUGGUGGUGAUGAAUGUUAUGUUUAUGGUAGUGAUGUUUAUGGUGGUGAUGAGUAUGAUGAUGUUGUUUAUGGUGGUGAUGAAUGUGAUGAUGGUGAUGUUUAUGGUGGUGAUGAAUGUGAUGUUGUUUAUGGUGGUGGUAAUGAUGAUGAUGUUUAUGGUGGUGAUGUUUAUGGCGGUGAUGAAUGUGAUGAUGGUGAUGUUUGUGGUGGUGAUGAAUGUGAUGUUUAUGGUGGUGGUAAUGAUGAUGUUUAUGGUGGUGAUGAGUAUGAUGAUGUUUAUGGCGGUGAUGAAUGUGAUGAUAGUGAUGUUUAUGGUGGUGAUGAAUGUAAUGUUUAUGGUGGUGGUAAUGAUGAUGAUGUUUAUGGUGGUGAUGAGUAUGAUGAUGUUUAUGGCGGUGAUGAAUGUGAUGAUAGUGAUGUUUAUGGUGGUGAUGAAUGUAAUGUUUAUGGUGGUGGUAAUGAUGAUGAUGUUUAUGGUGGUGAUGAAUGUGAUGUUUAUGGUGGUGGUGAUGAGUAUGAUGGUGAUGUUUAUGGUGGUGAUGUUGUUUAUGGUGGUGAUGAAUGUGAUGUUUAUGGUGGUGGUGAUGAAUAUGAUGGUGAUGUUCAUGGUAGUGAUGAAUGUGAUGAUGGUGAUGAGUAUGAUGGUGAUGUUUAUGGUGGUGAUGAAUGUGAUGGUGAUGUUUAUGGGAGCUCAGACUUUUAA
This is a messenger RNA of Neoarius graeffei (lesser salmon catfish), 1116 nucleotides long. RefSeq lists its product as uncharacterized. Lineage: Eukaryota; Metazoa; Chordata; Actinopteri; Siluriformes; Ariidae. Bases 1 to 1116 code for a protein of 371 amino acids. The transcript is spliced from 2 exons. The record is from RefSeq and is a predicted model, not a curated record.